Molecule: messenger RNA, 3682 nt
Organism: Cheilinus undulatus (humphead wrasse)
Lineage: Eukaryota; Metazoa; Chordata; Actinopteri; Labriformes; Labridae
Gene: triqk
Product: triple QxxK/R motif containing
Exons: 4
Coding region: 198-452 (84 amino acids)
Cellular component (GO): endoplasmic reticulum membrane
Source: RefSeq, a predicted model, not a curated record
CAGGAACUGGGAGCAAAAACAGUGAUGUGUUGGCAUUCUGGAGAAAUGUGGAGCAAAGUACAAUAAAAAACCUCAUUUCUGUCUUCCCGCGGGUCCACGUGCAGCAGGAAGGCUUUCUUUAAUGCAGAAACUUCCACGGAGCGGCUUCACUCUCGAUCAUUAGCAGCAGAAAUUUGUCAUCAGGCUAAGGAAGGAGGAUGGGGAAGAAGGAUGCUGGUGCGACCAAACUACCUGUGGAUCAGUAUCGGAAACAGAUCGGUAAACAGGACUACAAAAAGACAAAGUCAGCCUUAAAGGCCACACGACUGAAAGCUGAGGCUAAGAAGACGUCCUCUGGAUUCAGGGAUGCGUUCCUGGUCAUAGCUGCGAUCCUCUUCUUUGUCCUCUGCAUCUACGCCUUCUUCUACCUCAACCUGAGCACAGAACUGAACCUGGAUGUGGACGUGGACUGAUGAUGGUUCGUGGUUAUACCCACACUGGUUUGGCUUCACGCCUGAAGAUGAGAGCAGUAUGAAGGAGGAAGUUAGAACAUUAACUUACUCUGUCAUGAAGCCACCAGCUACGCUGAAGUCCUGCAUUCUGAUUGGUCCACACAGUCUGUCAGCCUGCUUCAAAACACUCAGUGACACAGUGACUGUGAACUUCCUGUUUAGGAGAAUUUAAUCUGUUAAACUGAGGAACUCAAGCUUUGUAGCAAAAAUGUACACUUUUCUUUCCUUUUCUAUGUUGGAACCCAAGAUGAAACUGAAUUCAAUGCUGUUGUACCAAAACUUGUUGUAUCAUGAGUUUACAUUAAUAAAUCUGGAUUUGAGCUGAUACUAACACCAGUACAAUAAAUACAGCACAUCUUACACAGUCUUAGGCACUAUUUACAUGGGACUCUUAUUACCAGUGGACCUCUGAAUUACCCUGACAUCAGUGUUUGCUGCGUUGCAUUCGCAAAAAAAAUGCAAUGUUGUGCAUGCAUUUGGCAGGUGUCGUACAGUCCAUGUAGUCUUGUAUGUAGCCCAUGUCAACCAGAAUUUACAGUAGGUAACAAGGACAUAUCACAAGCUGUUAAUGAUCAAUAAAUGAGUGAACACUCUCCCCUGGCCCUCCCAGUAUGCAUCAAGGCUGUGUCUAUCACUUGUGUGUAUCUGCAGAGGAAGAGGAAGGAAUAAAGUCUAGCACUGUAAUAUCCUUCCUGUAAAUGUAUGAGAGAACGAGAGGUCUAAUGUUAAAUAUGAACCUCUCUUGUCAUCUAUUACUGCAGUUAAUGCUGUGGAUAUUCUGUACCUUAUUAAUUUCAGACUGCUAUGCACACCAACAACCCUCCUCACACAGAUGAGCUGUUGAAGCCUAAUCCCUGAAUAUUAAGUGACACAUUUCAAAUCGUAAUUUUUAUUUUGCAGGAAUAAAUAAUCCUAAAGUAAGAUCAGGCACAGGUAAAGAGAAGCUGUAGGAGGCAGAGCAGAAGCUGUGUGCACACGUGCACUUGGAAAUUAUAGUUUAUAUUAAUAAAACAAGCAAAAUAAUUUGUCAACAUAAGAUGAAAUGAGCUGAAAGAAAAGCACUAUUGAUGACCAGAUGUGUCAGAACUUUGUAGAUCAGAAAAAGGUACAUGAAAAUUUCACACGGACUGUAAAAAAAAUACAUAAUUACCAUACACACAGAUGCCCAUACACACAGGAUUAGUUUUACCCAUGGACAUCUGUCUGCUGAAUAUGUGGUCGGUUAUUUUCCCUAUAAUUUUUACUCCACAAAUUACAGACAUGGUCGAUUUACAUGGGAGUAAAAACACAAACAUCCCACACAGUUAUUAAGAAUUAGCAGAAGUCCCUAGGUAAUACUAAGCCUGUGCGAAUAGGACUUUACAUGCAGUAUCAUGCAUCAGGGAAAACACCACUCAACUCUCUAAACAACAUCAUGUUUUUUCUUCUUCAAAGCAGACCUCACAGAGCAGUAAAUACAAUCAUAAAACUUUUUUAUGAUUAAAAAAUGUUAAAAAAACGCAAAAAAGACAAUCAUUUUUUCGCUGGCAGAAAAUGAACAGUUGGUUUCAUUCUUAAAAAGUAGAGUGAAGUAUUUGGAUUCAGGCACAGCCAUAUAUUUCUAUAAUUUUGUAUUUGAACUGUUAAAUAAUAUCAAUACUACACUUGAGAUUGUAUAGGAUCAAAUAAGUGCUAUGAAGAUGUUGAAUUUGUAAAAAGAUUGUGUGCACAAUGUCAAUGUUUGCACACGUGCAAAAAAUAUUUGUAACUGCAGAAACAUUUUGAUCAUCUCUACAACAAAUCUACAGUUGUAUAAAAACUGUGCAUGAGUUGAAAAAAAUGUUUGAAGGUAUAAAAUUGUUUUGUGCUACUAGUUCAGAUUUGCAGGUGUGCAAAAAAAAUGUAGCUGAAAUAAUAUUGGUGUUUGUGUACUUUAGAAUUUGUGCCUUAAUAUUUUCAUCCUGAAUAUUUUCCAAAGUCUGAGCUACAGACACACAAAGUUCCUAUCCACAAAUGUGAGCCUAAAGUCACACAGGCUUGGAUUCACAGUUUUAUUUUUGCAUGUCUGCAAAUCUGCACAAAAUAAUUUUACAAACUUUUUUUUCUACUCAUGCACUUUUUUUUUUUACAACUGCAGAUUUGUUUUACAGAUGCACAAAAUGUUUCUGCAUGUUGAUUUUUUUUUUGGACAUGUGCAAACAUUAACAGACAGAUACAAAAUCUUUCACAGAUUCAAAAUAUUUACAACCCUUAUUUGAUCUCAUACAGAUCAUUUGAUGUACAUGCUGAGAUAACAUCACUCCCUCUCUUGUGAAAUUGCUUAAUCAUAUCAAGAAAAAUCUGAACUAUUAGGCACUAUUUACUUUUAUUGCACUGUUAUUAAAGGAAACAUGCAGAUAUCAGAAUAGCUGUCUUCUAACAUCUUUAGAUAGUAGUAGUUUGUCUUAUAUCCCUUGCCUUCAUGUGAAAUGAAGCUCCAGUUCUCAUUCCUUAUAAGACUGUUGGUGCCAUCUUGAUAAAAGUCUGACUGAGAUUGUCUUAAAUUCAGCAGAAAAAUCUUUUUUUCCAGCACAGAAAAUUAGCGUCUUUUUACUCAAGUCUUCCAAACUGCAGUUGAGACGUUGCUCUGUUUAAUCGUAUUCAUUGUCGAGUCCCUCUGUUGUCUCCACUAAUAGAAAAAUGUAAAUCUUUCCGCUGAAGCUCUUGUCGCAUCGAGGCAAACACUCGCCUCACAUUCCAGUGCACAAACCUCUCCUGGUGGAUAUCUGCGGAUCACGGAGUGUGAGAUUAGAAUCCACAAAGCCCUCGCCCUGAUUGAACAUGUGUGCAGAAUACAGAACAACAAUUUCUACCUGCUGCACAUACAUGUGUCCUGCAUGGAGGCGGGAUUAGCAUUACAAAUUUGAUCCAUUUGGUUUAUUUGUGUGGAGAUGGCUGAACAGAGGUCAGGAUGCAUGUUUUUCAUGAGGAACACGGUGAUCAUUUUUCUUCUUUGUUAAGUGUUUGAAAUAAGAGGAUUUUCUAAGCCCCUUUAUUAUGCCACUGCUGAACUCUUUAUGCUGACAGGUACAAGGGCUGACCUUUCAAUCACCAUGUCAACCAGCAGAGUGCAGACUCAUCGUCUUAUUCAAUCAUUUUUCUAUUUUUUCCACAGCUAACAUUGCACUCUUGUAAGUCAUCAAAUGCAUUGUUUUUGCUUUUAAUUGCGCUAA